Molecule: messenger RNA, 1431 nt
Organism: Paramecium sonneborni
Lineage: Eukaryota; Ciliophora; Oligohymenophorea; Peniculida; Parameciidae
Source: the annotation of a GenBank genome assembly
UGAAUGGAAGAGACAAGAAUCAAAUAUAGGAAAGCUUCUAAAAGCUCUAGUGUUCUUUCCAUGUUAGCAAUUUAAAGGGCAGAUAAAACAUAAUCAAGUUUAUAAACAAUUGUGGGAAUAGUAAAUUCAAUGGUAGGAUCACUAUGUUUAGUAUUGCCAUUAGUAUUUUUGAAUUAUGGAGUGAUAUCUUGCACAAUAAUUAUGAUAAUAUUGGGAUUUGUAUAAUAUAAUACUUGCUCAUUGCUUAUAUUACAUCUGAAAGUUAAUGAAAUUGAUACUGAACAUAUGAUUAAGAGAAUUUUAGGAAAGCCUUGGAUGCAAGCUUUCAGAUUUUGUUCAGGCACUUUAUUGUUCAUAGUUGGGAUAAUAUACUUCUAAUUAAUAAAUUUAACACUUUACCCAAUAAUUACAUAUAUUUUGAGCUAUAAUGAUAUUGAAUUUGCAAAUGCUAGUGAAGAUUUCGUUUUUAAUAAGUAUUUAUAUGUAAAUUAUAGUAUUUAAGGUAUUCAAUUUAAUGGUAAGCCUUGAUAGUCUUUCUUCCACUAUCAACAUUGCUAUUAAUCAAGGAUAUUACAACAAUUGUUAAAAUAGCACAUUAUGGAGUAAUUGCAUUAUUUGCAUACGGAAUUUUUAUUAUUUAUAUUUUUAUAGUGAAUUUAUGUACUGAGGAUAUUUCACUAAAAAUAGAAACAAUAACUUUAUGGUCUUGGGAAUUUAGUUAACCUGCUGGAUAAUUUGCUUUAGCUUUUAUGAUACAUAAUGCUAUUGGAUAAUUAAUGAAAAAUAAUGAAAAGAGAGAAAACAAUUCUAGAGAUUUGGCAAUAGCUUAUAUUAUAGCAGGUAUGAUAUAUGGAAUUGUUGGAAUAUUUGGUUCAAUAGGGAUUCUGGUAAUGCAUAAAUGUGACUUAGGGUUAUGAUAAUAUUUAAGAUGCUUAAACAAUUUUAAAUUGUUUUAAGAACUCAGAUAUAGAGAUAAUUAUAAUAGAGAGUUUAUUUUUAGUUCAUCUAGUUACAGCAUUUCCAAUAUUCAAUAAUAUAAGCAAAUAUUAAAUAUUGGAAGUACUUUAUAAUAAGAGAGAACCACCAAAAAUUGUUUAUUGGGGCUUCAGUAUUAUAUUUAUGAUACUAUGUUUAACAAUCUAAAUUUUAAAUAUUCCAGUGGGUGUUGUGAUUUCCUUUGAUGGAGCUGUUUGUGGAUUCUUAUUGGUAUAUAUAGUUCCAAUAAGUUUGCAUUUGAAAUGUUAUUAGACUUAAAAUAGGAUAACAUUGAUAGGGGAUGAUGAUGAUGAAAUUGAGACUCAAAAUAAAUGUGUGAAUCAUAAAGAUAAGAAUUCAAUUCCAAUGUUUGUUAGAAUUGGAUUUUAUACUAUGAUGAUGGGAAUAGGAAUAUAUAAUUUAAUUGUAUAAUUUUAUGAUAUAUUUAAAUCCUGA